AUCGAAUUACAUAAAAUAACAACAUGGAAGUUUAAACAAAUAAAAAUCGAUAGCGCCAAAUAAAUCGAUAUAAUGAAAUACUUUUACAACCGAUACUGUUAAAACAGUCAUUGAUAAUUUUGCAGAUUUAACUUGUGCAUUAUUCGCGUCUUGUUGUUUAUAAAUUGGUAUUUAUUCACUGUACGGAAUGUUUUACGAGCAAUCGUGUUUAUUGUGCUUGGAAAAAACCAGCGCAACUGAUGGUCGAAUAAAUAUUGAUUCUGAUGAUCCGCAAUCAGUAAAGAUUCAUGAGGCAAUUAAACAACAUUUUAGAGAAGAGCUCAGUAUGAUACCUUUUUUAACAACCAAAGUCGUGUGUAACCAAUGCUGGGAAUUGGUACAAUCUUUUGAUGAAUUUUAUGUUCGUGUACAGAAGGCGCACUUAGCAGCGAGCGACAAACUUAAAUUUUUGCAAGAGAUGGAGAUAGAAGUAAAAGAAAUUAAAGUGGAAACGAACACGUUAGAGGAGUUUAUUUCUCUUCCAAAUCGUCGAAGUAAACACUCACGCGGUCUGGAAACUGUUGAGAAAAAUGUGGAGUACAAGUCAAUUGUUACACAGGAAAACGGAUAUAACACUGAACAGGAUCAGGAUGUAAAUGAAGAAAAUCUUGUUAUAAAGUGUGAAGUUAUACAAGAUGAUACAUUAGAUGCAAAAAUUUCACCGCAGAUUUUAGAAGAUGAGAGUGAAUCACGGAGCUCAGUAUCAGAAGACGUUAAAAAGCAUGAAGAAGAGAAGGCAUUGCAACGUGCCCCACAUAAAAUAUUGCGGGCUAAAGGAAGGCCAAGAAAAAAACGGGCAAAAGAAAAGAGAGAAACAAAGCAACAAAAUAAAAAGCGACAUAAAACUACGGGCUAUGAUGAAUUUAUUGCACAAAAUUUUACAUUAAUCUGCUUUCUUUGUCAAAAGUCUCUAACAGACUUUAAGGAAUUAAAAAGUCAUUUUCGCAAGCACCACCAAACAAUUGGAUAUGUAAUGUGUUGUGGCAAGAAAUUACUUAACCGAGGUGUGCUUGUUGAUCAUAUCAAUGUUCACAACAACCCAGAAUAUUUCAAAUGUCAACACUGCGAGAAGGUAUUAUGUGAUCGAAAUGGUCUCGAAAAGCAUUUGCAGUAUUUUCAUGGAUCCAGAGAACGUACUUAUCAUUGCACUAUUUGCUCCAAAAGCUUUUUCAGCAGUAAAGUUCUAGCUCGACAUUGUCUAAUACAUGCACCAGACGAACAGAAAAAUAUUAAGUGCACACAAUGCGAUAAAGCAUUCAGUAAUAAGUACAGCAUGAAACAACACUUAGCGCUUGUUCAUCUAAAUUUAUAUGCGAAGAUAUGUGAUAUUUGUGGCAAGGCUUUAAACGGAAAUGAAGCAUUUCGACGGCAUCAGGAGGAACAUGCUGGUAUACCCGCGUCCUCUGUGAAGUGUAAUUUAUGUAAUGCAGAGCUUAAGACAAAAUACGGAUUGGCGCGGCACAUGAAAACUAUGCAUACCGAGAAGUAUCAAACUCCCCAAGUCUGUCCAUUUUGCUCUAAAUUAUCUCCAACUCUAAUGGCACAUAGAAGCCAUAUUGAGUAUAUGCACCUCAAUAAAAAAAAGCAUGCCUGCAAGCUUUGUGACAAAGCAUUCAAAUCGCCAAAAAGCCUACAAGAACAUAUGACAACACAUACAGGAGAAGUUUUCUGUACUUGCACAUUUUGUCCCCAAACGUUCAAUUCUAAAUCGAACAUGUACACUCAUCGUAAACGAAAGCAUCCAAAAGAAUGGGCAGAAAAAUGUGCAAAAAAAAGAAAUUCCACUGGAAUUGGGCAAAAUAUUCAAAAAGAUGUGACACCCAUGAUAGAGCUGUCUGAUGCAAGCAAAGCACAUGUUUAAUGAUAUAAAUUAGGAAAUAGUAAUUACUGAAGUUGGCAAAAUAAAUAAAUUAUUUGAAUCCGUUUCCAUACAUAAAAUGUGAUCGCGAAAUAUCUUUAACCAUUGGAAAUUAUAGCACUUUAGAAACUAUUCGGUGCACGAAAUGGUAUAAAGUUUAAAAUUUGUAAUAGGGUUAAACCAUUUAGUAAACCCAAAGACUCAAAUUUGGGGGUGGAAAGAAGAGAGAAGUGGAAUCAUCUCAGUAAGUGGUCGAGGUGAGAAUGAUGUCUUUUUGUGGUCUUUUCUCGAAUACACAAAAAGGAAAAGACACGAAGUGCAAGAGCACGGAAACAAUGGUACAAAUGCCAGGCGAAGUGAAUACUGGCGAAUGAUGCUGGAAGAAAAAAUAAGCUGGAUGGGAUGAAAAUUUCUCUUUCGACGUGUUUGAUUUAUAUUUGAAAAUUCAUGGCAAUUAUUUUUUAUACCAUAAUACUAUCUUCUUAAUUCUCGAGACUAUUUGUCUAGCAACAACGAUUUAUUAUUGAAAAGAAGCCGCAAAUGAAAAGGUUCGAUACUGAAAGUACUUAAUUUCGAGUAAGCAAACCACAUUUAACGAUCCAGUUCGUGAUACUGCUACAACAACAACAACUACAUGCACUUCGUGAUAGAAUUUCAGCCAAGGCGAAUCUAUUCAUGGUGAUUGCUAGUGCCAUGGUUUAGUAGUACAAAAACAAAAUUUGAAAGUAUUUUGUUUUUCUUUUUAUCUUACAGAUUCUCAAAGCAAGGUGAUUAUUUCUAAGGAGGGUAAAUUUGACAGAAAACAUUUUUUAGCUUCAGAGCUUUGAUUAAAAAAUAAAAACAAAAUCAUGAUUAACCCUUUGCACUCGAUUUAUUUUCAAAGUUGUUGCGUGUCAACUUGUUAUUAUUUUUAGCUAAAUGAAUUAAAGUAAUUUACAGUCGUAGAAUUCAACGUAUUAUAUUUAUUUCAUUAAUUAUUAAUAUAAAAUGUUUUAUUUUUUGUAAUCUUUUACAGUGUGAUACUUUUUAAAACAAUUUCCAACGUGAAGAAAAGGAUGUCUUUCGCAUGUUUCGCAGAAAUAAACAGUUGUCUUCCUUUCGCCCUUAGCUUUUCUGUUAGAACAGACCAUACAAUCAUUAUGUUUUUUUCCCGGAUGAGGUACUAAAAUGUGGAGUUUUCCAUCAAGUCGAUUCUCUACAUCUGAUGUUGAUUCCGUGCACGACUUGCACUCGAUUAACAAAACUUGACAAAUUAUAACUGUAAGAUCUCGAAUACCGUAUGUAUUUUACAGUUAUUUAGUGCUAUUGGUUACAGGCAUACAUUAGUAUUGUCACCUCCAGUGUGACAUACGAGUUGUAGAGUAAAUAAGUAUUGUCACCUCCAGUGUGACAUACGAGUUGUAGAGUAAAUUAGUAUUGUCACCUCCAGUGUGACAUACGAGUGCAAAGGGUUAAAUUAAAUUGCUCUAAUACAUUAUUUUGACGCAUUAAAAAUGUAAAAACGCUAGCUCCAUGCCCAACUGCAGGGAUCGGACAACCGCACUAAUUUAAAGGCAUCCGAAAAAAACAUUGCGAGGGUCUGAAAAAUAUCGACUUGAAUGGUAUCGAUUCAUCAUUAGAUCGAGUGAAUUUUCACAAACAUGUAAUUUCACUAA
Molecule: messenger RNA, 3552 nt
Organism: Anastrepha ludens (Mexican fruit fly)
Lineage: Eukaryota; Metazoa; Arthropoda; Insecta; Diptera; Tephritidae
Product: transcription factor grauzone-like
Exons: 4
Coding region: 188-1900 (570 amino acids)
Biological process (GO): regulation of transcription by RNA polymerase II
Cellular component (GO): nucleus
Molecular function (GO): DNA-binding transcription factor activity, RNA polymerase II-specific; zinc ion binding; RNA polymerase II transcription regulatory region sequence-specific DNA binding
Source: RefSeq, a predicted model, not a curated record